Messenger RNA from Mugil cephalus (flathead mullet), 4018 nucleotides. It is a transcript of the gene susd6, whose product is annotated as sushi domain containing 6. The transcript is spliced from 7 exons. NCBI's taxonomy places the organism in Eukaryota, Metazoa, Chordata, Actinopteri, Mugiliformes, Mugilidae. The record is from RefSeq and is a predicted model, not a curated record. The coding region runs from base 337 to 1569 and encodes 410 amino acids.
CACAGAGACGUGCAGACGUAGCCAUGGAGACCGCCCAGUAGAGUUCUCCCAGCGAGUGUUUCCGCUCACCUAAAAUAAAGAGCUGCCUGGUAGCGAGUCGAGGACUAGGAAACAACGGAGGAGCGGGACUCUCACGGACGCUAGACGACGAAGAAGACGCUGUAUUUGUUUUUUUUUUCUUUCUGACAUUUAUUCCCCCCACAUUCUGGGUCGGUUGUCUCCCGUUUACUCAACCGUUAAUGCCUCGAAUGUGAACCUUAGAGAGGAGGGCUCGCCGCUUGUAACCUUUACGUUGGUUAAGCCAUAGAGGACUCUCCCUGGUUGUCGGAGGAAAAGAUGUGCGAUGGAAUGGUAGCGUUUCAGACGAGAGCCCCGUCCUCCUCUCCUUCAUCCUCUUCCUCCACCUCCUCCUCCUCCUCCUCCUCCUCUCUAGCCCACAGGCUGGCUGCCUCCACGCUUCUCCUCCUCUUCUUCCUGCUCCCUUACGGUCAUGCGUCAGUAUCUUCAGGUUGUGCGCAGCCGCCCAGCGUGGAGCACGGCUACCUGCUGAACCAGACCGAGUCCAACCGGGGCUCUUUUCCCCCCGGCGCCCUGCUAACGUACGGCUGUGAGCACGGGUACGCCGCAGAUGGACCCGCCGCCAUCCUUUGUAUCAGUUCUGGAGCCUGGUCCCCUCAGCCUCCGCAAUGCAUCAGAAGCAGCGUGUGUGCACCUCCCACCGAGCCGGAGAACGGGGGCUACCGCUGUCACCCGUCCCCCUGCCACCGCCUCACCCAGAAGACCGUCAUCGAGUACUUCUGCGACGAGGGCUACGCCCUGAAGGGAGACUACAAGUUCCUCACCUGCGAGAACGGCGAGUGGGACGGUCCCAUGCAGAUCAGCUGCCGACUCACGCAAGACAAGGAGCCGAGCACCACUCUGGGUAUCCCGGCUCUGUCCAUCGUGGCGUCCACGGCUAGUUCUGUGACAUUCAUCCUGCUGUUAGUGGUGCUGUUUGUUCUCGUGCAGCCAAGACUCAAGUCCUUCCACCACAACAGGAGGGAGCAGGGCGUCUCGGGCCAGUCCAGCUCCAUCAUGGUGGAGGGCGUCCAGGUGACCCUGCCCUCCUACGAGGAGGCCGUGUACGGGAGCGGCGGCCCCUGCGGAGCCUCCGGCCCCCCUCCCUCUCCGCCGCCUCCCCUGGCGCCCCCGGAGGCCCGGGUCCCGAUCGUGCUCUCCGAGGGCCUCCCCCAGGGGGCGGCGGGGGGCCACGGCUCCGGCAGAACUCGCCACCACAGAGACUUAGACUUCUGCCUCCCGUCCACCUCCUCCUCCUCCUCCUCCUCGUCGUCCUUCUCAGCCCGCCGCCACGCAGAGACGGUGCUGGUUCAUCACGGCCCCCCGUCCUCGUCGUCGUCGUCCUCCUCCUCCUCUUCGUCGUCGUCGUGGGCCAGAGAGCACCCCGGGGGUGCGUGCGCGGGCCCCCUACCUCUCCGUAGAGACUCCGAGAGCAGCGACCAGCACAGUCUGCUUUCUGUCACCUCUGCUGAUGAGUUCUCUGACGAUAUCCCCCUGUUGAAGGAAGCAUGAAGCCUGCUAUCAGCAUCAGCAGCAGAGCCUCUCUGUCCCCUAUCACUCGCUGCUGGCCAGGACUGACUGUGGCUGUCAACCUACUCCCCCCCCAUCACCCACCAACCCACCACCCCAUCUCCUCCCCCAGCAGCAGCCAGCAGAGAGAAAAGACUAGAACAAUGCCCAUUUUCUCCCCCCAUCGCAGCCUCUUUUGCCAUCGCCCGACAAACCCCCGAUACCCACCCUGCAGCGACAGAGCACCACGGGACCCAGCUGUACCGGAUCAAAACUAAAGACAAGCCAGGCAAACAAAGCGACGUCGGCUCCGCGCGAAUCCUCUAGAUCCAGCGCAGAAGAGUUUAAAAAAAAAAAAAAAAAAAAAAAAAUCGCGUGCUAUCAUAGGCUGCGCAUCGCCACACACUUGCCUCUGCCCAGGUGCAGUUCUCCGUCUUUUUAACGUUUGCGCACAGAAGGCUUUAGCAAUCGAGACACAUCGACUCUGUCUGGGAUUUACUGCGGAUACAGAGAAAAGAGAAGAGAAAAAGAAAAGAAAUAACUUGUGAUCUUCGCUCCUGAUGCUGCGGCGCUCAGAAUUGUCUUCCCCGCUGUACUUGAAAAGUUCCGAGUGACGCCUGAGUUUUUUUCGCGACCCUCUUCGUGAAUGCUGCAUGUUGUUUUUUUUUUGUUUUUUUUGUUUGUUUGUUGUUAGUUUUUUUUUCCAGUUAACUGCUGUCACAGCACGGCGGCCCCGCUCCGAAACGAAAGCACGAAUCCUCCUCCGUCUGCCUCCAGCUAUCUGCGCAUACCGGGGGAUGAGGAGGAGUGGCAGCCACUUCUCUGAAAAGCAGGGCGCAGUGCAUCACAACCAUAAACGCACCUUGCUCCUUCUGUUUUGUUUUUUGUUUUUUUCUCUCUUUUCUGUUGCCAGCUGCACCCGAAAUCUGGAAGGUGCCACUUCUGUCGCAUGAGUGGGUUUGAUUGGUGUUUUGGUUCACACGUCUCACCUGUUUAAAAAAAAAAAAAAAAAAAAAGGGAGGACGUGAUGCUACUUUCCUCCGAGCUGAAGAGAGUCGUUGUUGAAUACGGUGAUUUGGGUACAUGACUGGUGUUUAGCCUCUUCCUUCCCACUGUAUUUAUUGUUUGAUGUGUGGCUCGGCGUGUGUUUCUGAAUGUGUGUGUGUGUGUGUGUUCGUCAUAUGGCAGGCCUUGAUACAGCCAUUUCCCUGAGUUGACCUCUCGUCUGAUCCGAGCCCCCCCACCCUCCUUCACAAUGCCCCCGUCUUUCAGCGACGAGGAAACAUCCCUCCCAGCGUUCAGCAAGUCACAUGGACAAAUCGGCAUCACUUCAGCCACACAGAGUGUGUAUUAUCCCUCCGCUCUCGAGCUAAACACUUAUUAUUUCCUGCUGAAUGACUGUAAAACACUUAGAGAAACUGGCUCGCAUCCAUCUCCUCACUGAACGUGAAGACUCUCCACUUUUUGUGCGUUAUUCGACGCAAGCUGCAACUGGUUGCAGUGGAAACAAUAAUGAUGAUGAUGGUGAUGAUGAUGAAAGUUUUGUUAUAUAGCACCCAGCCCCCGCCGCGUGCACCCGGGCCACUUCUCUAAAGCCGAGCGCAGACUCGAGAGGGUAUCGUGUUAUUCUGUUAGAAGUCAUCCUCUGUUUUUUUUUCGUUGCCUCUCGAAGGGAAGCGUUUGGCAGUUGAGCCGGUCGCCGUGGAAACAGCAUUGGAUAUUGAGAAUUCGCACUCGACAACAAGCAGUUUUUUUUAUUUGGCAUUCGUGGUCUGUCAUUGUCAACAGCUACAUUAAUAAUGCAAACAAAAUGCCUUAGACUUGUACAUUUUCUUUCUUUUUUCUUUCUUUUUUUUUUUUUUUAACGUAUAAUCUUAAGCCUCUGCAUCGGUUGCUUCACAACACCACGAACAUGUUCUGUUUUCCCAAAGGCCUUACUCUGUUCUUUUCUAUUCUAUGCAUAAAACUGUCUUUGUGUAUUUAUCAAUGAGUUUGCUGUGGACGCGACUAAACGAAUGUCCAUACAUUUCUGUCCUCCCCUUAGCUUCUCCGGCCACUGUGGCGGUGAUGAUGAUGAUGAUGAUGAUGAUGAUUACGAUGAUGACGAUGAACCUAUAAGCACCUGUGUUUCACUACUCCUCCGCUUCUCUUUCACGACAAGGCAUUAAAAUAUAACGGGAUUCAAAAAGAACGUUUUUACUUUGAAGCACUGUUGCACGGUGUUGCUUCUUCCCCGAAAAGAACAGAUUUUUUUGUUUUUGUUUUGUUUUUUUUUUAAAAAAAAGUACACAUCUCAAUUCUUUGUUUCGACGCUUUCAGCUUCGUUUUUUUUCUUUUCCUCUGUACAUGGCAAGUGGGUGUGAAGAUAGUAAUUUAAUAUUUGUAUAAAGUUUAAUUUAAUUUUACAGUGUGUAUAUAACUUUCUAAUUAAAGCUUUCUUUUGAAUGUGGAA